Messenger RNA from Anneissia japonica, 690 nucleotides. RefSeq names its product salivary glue protein Sgs-3-like. Lineage: Eukaryota; Metazoa; Echinodermata; Crinoidea; Comatulida; Comatulidae. The record is from RefSeq and is a predicted model, not a curated record. The annotation marks the transcript as partial. The transcript is spliced from 2 exons.
ACUACCGACGCACCAACAACAGAAUCAUCUACUACUGAUGCACCAACAACAGAAUCAUCUACUACUGAUGCACCAACUACAGAGGCAUCGACAACUGAAGUACCAACAACCGAAUCAUCUACUACUGACGACCCAACUACAGCAGCAUCAACUACUGAAAUACAAACAACAGAACCAUCCACUACCGACGCACCAACAACAGAAUCAUCUACUACUAAUGCACCAACAACCGAAUCAUCUACUACUGAUAUACCUACUACUGAGUCAUCUACUACUGAUGCACCAACAACAGAAUCAUCUACUACUGAUGCACCAACUACAGAGGCAUCGACAACUGAAGUACCAACAACCGAAUCUUCUACGACUGAUAAACCGACUACAGCAGCAUCAACUACUGAAGUACAAACAACAGAACCAUCCACUACCGACGCACUAACAGAAUCAUCUACUACUGAUGCACCUACAACCGAAUCAUCUACUACUGAUGCACCUACUACUGAGUCAUCUACUACUGAUGCACCAACAACAGAAUCAUCUACUACUGAUGCGCCGACAACCGAAUCAUCUACUACUGAAGCACCAACAACAGAGUCAUCUACUACUGAUGCACCAACUACAGAGGCAUCGACUACUGAAGUACCAACAACUGAGUCAUCUACUACUGAUGCACUAACAACAGAAUCAUCUACU